Molecule: messenger RNA, 717 nt
Organism: Penicillium brevicompactum
Lineage: Eukaryota; Fungi; Ascomycota; Eurotiomycetes; Eurotiales; Aspergillaceae
Product: hemolysin III family protein
Exons: 1
Coding region: 1-717 (238 amino acids)
Cellular component (GO): membrane
Molecular function (GO): signaling receptor activity
Source: RefSeq, a predicted model, not a curated record
AUGGAAACAAUGAACAUCUGGACUCAUCUUCUCGGCUCAACAGCCUUUGUUGCCGUCGGUUUCAUGUUGAGCCACUCGGUAUCACGGUCUCAAGAUCCCAAAAUUACCCGCGGCGAUGUAUUUGCUUUCGGUUCCUUUCUGAUCUCGGCGACCAUCUGCUUUGGCCUUAGUGCUGGGUUCCAUACCCUAAGAAGCCACUCUUACAAUAUCCACCAUCUCUGGGGAAGAAUGGACAUCCUUGGAAUCUGCUUUCUCGCUUUUGGGGCUGGUACCUCGAUGACCUGUUACGCAUUCUAUUGCAGGCCUAUUGCCCAGAGAGUGUACUGGGGGCUAAACCUCUUCUCGGCAAUUGGCGCUGCAUUCACUUUGUUUGACACCGGCGGUGGAGGUAACAAGAUGAGAACUCUGCGUGGAAGCGUCUUCUCCUUGCUCGCUAUUUCUGCUAUGCUGCCUAUCCUUCAAAGUGUGAUCGAGCUGGGAUGGGCUCGUGCGAGUAAGGAGGUUGGAGCUGGGUGGUACUUGGCCGAAGCACUCUCCCUCUUGACCGGAGUGGUCAUUUUCGUCGGUCGCUUCCCCGAGAGACUGAGUCCUGGGAGCUUUGAUAUCUGGGGCCAUUCACAUCAGCUUUGGCAUAUGUUUGCUGUGCUGGGCAGCGCUUUUCAUGUAGUUGCUUUGGUGACUGCACAAAACCACCGUCGGAUGCAUGAAGCCUGCUGA